This is a messenger RNA of Ruditapes philippinarum (Manila clam), 1543 nucleotides long. Its product is annotated as FGFR1 oncogene partner 2 homolog. The record is from RefSeq and is a predicted model, not a curated record. The coding region runs from base 60 to 809 and encodes 249 amino acids. The transcript has 4 exons. NCBI's taxonomy places the organism in Eukaryota, Metazoa, Mollusca, Bivalvia, Venerida, Veneridae.
CUCUCUUCAAGGAGAUUUUCAACUUCCGGUAACUGUCAACUCAGUAAAAUUUAAUUUUUAUGUGUGAGCUCGUGAAACUACAAAGAAGAAUGGCUUACACUGUAGAGAAACUUUUGUCUGAUGCAGCAACAUUAGUAAAUAGAUUAAAGGAGAAUGAUACCGUAGCAGACAUCUUGAUAUCUCAGACUGAUAAUCUUCAGAAACGAAUGGAGGCAAUGAAGGAGUACCAGGAUGAUAUCACAGAACUAAAUGACAUUGCCAAACACCGACCAAGAUCCCAUCUUAUCAUAGGUAUAGCACAGGAGAACCGGCAGAUCCGGGAGCUGCAGCAGGAGAAUAGGGAGUUACGCCUGGCACUCGAGGAACACCAGUCUGCUCUUGAGCUUAUUAUGAAAAAAUAUAGGGAACAAGUCAACACAUUGAUAGAAACUAAUAAAUGGGAAAAGGCUCUUGCAACUGGUACUGAUCAAUCUCAGGACAUGGAUAAGCUAAUCAACAAGAUCUGUGAAAUGGCCAACAUCAUGCAGAAAUCUGUGAAUGUUGACGAGGAUGCCUCUGCCCAAGAUAAAGAGAGACUUACUCAGCUAGAAAUAGAGAAUAAUGGACUUAGAGAACUUCUUGAAAUAUGCUCAACUAGUCGAUUCCGAAUUCUCAAUGAGUCAGUUACAGAUGAUAAAGGUUGUCAAACCGGGCAAGAUGAAAUAAGUGCACCGGAAGCGAAGAGCAAUUUAUUGGAACCGGAAAAACAGGAGACGGAAGACGAUGAAAAAUCCGGGGAAAAAACUCCAAGAAAUGAAGAGCCAUCAUGAUUUUCCUAUAUAUAACUGUUUAAUUACUUGUAUAAUCUUACACUUAAUGUUCGGGUCAAGAUAAAUGACCGUGUCAAACUAACAAGAGAUCUGUUCUGUAAACCACUGUAUAUUCACAAUGUAAUGACCGAUAUACAAGAGGUUGUCAAGUCUUCCAGAGGUUUUAAAGAGCAAUGUCAAUAUAUAAUAAAUAUUAAAGGAACUCCACUGCGGGCCAAAAGCAUAAAAAAAAUAAAAUUUAAAUUUCUUGCACAUACAAGUUGUAAAACUUAAAACACAAAGUUAUGCAAGUAUACUCAGAAAUAAAUUGAAAAUCGUCUUUUUGUGUGAAAUACAUGUGGAAAUAUGCUCAUUGUUGAACAAUCCACUUUAUCACUCUAAUCAAUAUACAUUCUAACCAUUGUGUUGUACACAAACUUUUGGCACAAGUAGCAACAAUUUUAUCUAUGUUAAAACUGGGGUAAUCAGUAUCUGGCACUGACCUCGUCAACAGGGAAGUGUAGCUUGCAUUCAAAACAACUAGUAUUUUAACAAAAUAAUAGUGCUAUAAUUAUUAACAUCUUACAAAUAUUUCAUCGCAAGAAUUGUUUUUGUAUGUUAUUUUCAACUACCUUUUGCUAUUUUUUGUUUAUAAGUUAUAUUAUAAACUAACAAAAUAUGUAAUCAGUCACUUUGUCUGUCCAUUUUUGUAUUAUUUAUUUCAUGUGUAAAACAAAUAAAUCAAUAUAAUGAAA